Jatropha curcas is the source of this 1626-nucleotide messenger RNA. RefSeq names its product flavonoid 3-O-glucosyltransferase. NCBI's taxonomy places the organism in Eukaryota, Viridiplantae, Streptophyta, Magnoliopsida, Malpighiales, Euphorbiaceae. The record is from RefSeq and is a predicted model, not a curated record. Gene Ontology annotation, molecular function: quercetin 3-O-glucosyltransferase activity; quercetin 7-O-glucosyltransferase activity.
UCCUAAGAUUUUCUAACGAUUCUCUGUUUUUUGCAUUCAUUAGUCAUUCAUCCAUACAUUUUUUACGUAACAAACAGAGAAAUCUUAGGAUCUUAAAAAGGUGCUUUCAAAAAUCUCCAUUUCAACCUUUUCAAUUACUCACAAUGCCACGAGACAAUACUGCGAGCAAACAUAUUGCAGUGCUUGCAUUUCCAUUCGCCACCCAUGCAGCGCCACUCCUCAGCCUCAUUCGUAGGCUAUCUGCGGCGGCUCCGGUCGCCAAAUUUUCUUUCUUUAGCACCGCACAAUCGAACAGCAUGAUAUCCAAUGAAAAUGAGAGGUGCGAAGCUAUAAAACAUUAUAAUGUGGCGGAUGGGACACCGGAAAACUACGUGUUUUCUGGUAAUCCAGGGGAGCCGGUGGAGAAUUUUAUUAAGGCGACCCCAGGGAAUUUUAAGACUGCUAUGGCGGAGGUCCUGAAAGAUACUGGAAAGGGAUUUAGUUGCAUUAUUACUGAUGCAUUUUUUUGGUUUGCAGCGGAUAUGGUGGCGGAAUUGCAUGUUCCUUGGGUGGCGGUUUGGACCGCCGGUCCACUCCCCGUCCUCCUGCAUAUUGAAACGGAUCUAAUCCGAGAAAAAUUGGGAAUUGAAGAACUUGGAUUUAAUGGACUUGAAGGAAAAACAGUCGAUUUCUUUCCCGGAAUUUCUGCAAUACCGGCAAUUCACUUGCAGCCGGAAUUGACCCCAAAAGAGAUAAAAGAAGAUAUGCAAAAAAUGUUAUACAAAAUGGGAUUAAUGUUACCACUAGCAACGGCACUUGUUAUAAACGCAUUCGAAGAAAUGGAUACUUCUGUCACAAAAGCACUAAAGUCAAGAAUUGAAAAGGUUUUAAAUAUUGGUCCCCUUGUCUUAACAUUACCAGAUCAGGUGAAUUCUGAUUCAUAUAACUGCCUAGAAUGGUUAACCAACCAAAAACAAGAUUCAGUUGUGUACAUUAGUUUCGGAAGUGUAGUAACACCACCACCUCAUGAACUAGCAGCAUUAGCAGAAGCGUUAGAGGCGUACGACUGUCCAUUUAUUUGGUCGUUUAGAGGCAAUCCGGAUGAGAAGUUGCCGAAAGGGUUCCUAGAAAGGACUAAAGAGAAGGGGAAAGUAGUUCCCUGGGCUCCCCAAUUACAAAUCUUGCAGCACAGUUCAACCGGAGCUUUUAUAACGCAUUCUGGAUGGAAUUCAUUUCUGGAAAGUGUUGUCGCAGGCGUGCCUAUGAUAUGCAGGGCGUUCUUCGGGGAUCAGAUUUUGAAUCGGUGGGCGAUUGAAAAUAUAUGGGAGGUCGGAGUCGGGAUUGAAGGUGGGAAGAUCAGUAAGGAUGGCACAAUGAAAGCGUUACAGCUUGUUUUGUCAAGCCAGCAAGGGAAAAAUAUGAGACAGAGACUUGAUGCUCUCAAAAAAAAUGCUUUUGAGGCUGUGCGACCACAUGGUAGCUCUACUGCAAAUUUCACAACUUUGGUAGAGAUAGUCACCCAGUAAACAUUUACAAAUUACUGACAUUCUUUUAGUUUUGGUAAUGGGUUUGAUUGAUUAUAGUUAAUGAGUUAAUAAUUCCACGGAAAAGGAAGAGGUAGAUAUAAAUUUUUUUAAUUAAUGUUAA